AUGGCCGACAUAAAGAUUGAGGCCAAGCUUUUCCAGGAACGUAUUUCCGACCUCACAAAUACCUGGAAGGCAGAUGUGAAGCGCUCUAGUGACGAUGGCGUCUUCGGUGGCGUUGGGUCCAUCGUGAUCAUGAUGGGAAAGGUCGACGAAACCCCAGAGUUUCACAAGAGCAAUGCUAUGCAUUUCUGGUUGCUUGGCUACGAAUUUCCCACGACAUUAAUGCUCCUCACGACCGAAACACUAUACAUCCUGACGACGCAAAAGAAAGCAAAAUACCUCGACCAGAUCAAGGGUGGUCGGUUUCCCGUGGAAGUGCUCGUUCGCGGCAAAGAUGCGGUUGAGAAUGAAAAGGCUUUUGCCAAAAUAAUUGAGGCUAUCAAUAAUGCCGGGAAAAAGGUCGGCGUCCUUGCAAAGGAUGUGUCUCGCGGCCCAUUUGUCGAGGAGUGGAAGAGCUAUUUCACCGAACACGCGAAGGAGGCAGAGUCUGUCGACAUCAGCCAGGCCCUUUCCACGGCCGCGUUUGCUGUCAAGGACGAGACAGAGUUGCGCGCCAUGCGCACGUCUUCCAGAGCUUGCGUCGCCCUCAUGCACCCCUACUUUCUCGACGAAAUGUCCGACAUUUUAGAUCAAGACAAGAAGGUCCGCCAUAGUGCCCUAGCCGACAAGGUGGAGAAAAUGCUUGACGACAAGAAAUUUUGGAAAACUGUCGAGCUUCCAAACAAGUCCAAGCUGCCUACCGAGUUCGACCCCGAUCAGCUGGACUGGGUGCUUGGCCCUCUGGUCCAGAGUGGCGGCAAGUUCGAUUUGAGGUGGCAGACGGAGGUGAACAAUGACAACUUGAAGCCGGGCAUCAUCAUUGCCGCCUUGGGUCUCCGCUACAAGUCGUACUGCUCUUCUAUCGCGCGGACGUUUCUGGUUGACCCGAACAAGUCCCAGGAGAGCAAUUACCGGCUCCUUUCGGCCGUCCACAGUCUGGUGCUGAAGGAGGUUCGCGACGGCGCCACGUGCAGGGAGGUGUACACAAAGGCGCUUGCCUAUGUCAAGAGCAAGAAGCCGGAGCUGGAGAAGCACUUUGUGAAGAACAUCGGCUACGGAAUUGGCCUAGAAAACAAGGACUCCACCCUGGUACUGAAUGCGAAGAACUCUCGCAGCCUCAAGGACGGCAUGACGCUCUGUAUCACAACCGGCUUCAGCGACAUUGACAACACCCAGUCUAGAGACAAGAGCGACAAGCUCUAUUCAUUGGUCAUCACGGAUACCAUUCGCGUCACCACGGGCGAGCCGGUCGUCUUCACCGGCGACGCCCCGAGCGAUGCUGAUGCGAGCUCGUUCUUCUUCAAGGAUGAGGAGGAGGAGCAGCCGGCUCCGAAGAAAGAAAAGAAGGACAAGAGAGUCGGUGCUGUGGCCACUAAGAACAUCACGAGCACCCGCCUGCGGUCAGAGCGUACCACACAGGUGGACGAGGACGUGGAAAAGAAGCGGCGCACGCAUCAGAAGACUCUCGCUGCCAAGAAACAGCGGGAGGGCAUGGCUCGCUUUGCGGAAGCCACGGGCGACCAGAAUGGUAAGGAGGUGAAGCUGUUUAAACGCUUCGAGUCCUACAAGCGAGACAACCAAUUCCCAGCCAAAGUGCGCGAUCUGGGCAUCGUGGUGGACCAAAAGAACGCGACCGUUGUUCUCCCCAUCAUGGGUCGACCAGUGCCUUUUCACAUCAACACCAUUAAAAACGCUAGUAAGAGUGAUGAGGGCGAAUGGGCCUUUUUGCGCGUCAAUUUCCUCUCCCCCGGACAGGGUGUUGGCCGCAAGGAUGACCAGCCCUUCGAAGACGCCUCUGCGCACUUUGUUCGCAGCUUGACGUUCCGCUCCAUGGAUGGCAGUCGCUACGAUGAUAUCGCCAACCAGAUCGCAGUGAUGAAGCGUGACGCCUCGAAGAAGGAACAGGAAAAGAAGGAUAUGGAAGAUGUUGUCGAACAGGACAAGCUUAUUGAGAUUAGGAAUCGCCGGCCGGCCGUCUUGGACAACGUCUUCAUUCGUCCUGCUAUGGAAGGGAAACGUGUUCCGGGCAAGGUAGAGAUCCAUCAAAAUGGUAUUCGCUACCAGUCACCACUUAGCACACACCAAAGAGUGGACAUUCUCUUUUCCAACGUCCGCCAUCUCUUUUUCCAGCCGUGCCAGCACGAGCUCAUCGUCAUCGUCCACAUACACCUCAAGGACCCUAUCAUCAUAGGAAACAAGAAGAAGACCAAGGAUGUACAGUUCUACCGCGAAGCCACGGAUAUCCAAUUCGACGAGACCGGCAAUCGGAAGCGCAAGUACAGGUAUGGUGACGAGGAUGAGUUUGAGGCCGAGCAAGAGGAACGCCGCCGGCGCACCGAGCUUGACAGGCUCUUCAAAUCUUUCGCCGAAAAAAUUGCCGAGGCAGGCCGAAGUGAAGGAAUCGAGGUGGACAUGCCUAUCCGCGAAAUUGGCUUCAACGGUGUUCCGUUCCGCAGCAACGUUUACAUCCAGCCCACCACGGACUGUCUCAUUCAGUUGACGGAGCCGCCCUUUAUGGUUCUUACCUUGGAGGACAUCGAGAUCGCCCACCUGGAGCGUGUCCAGUUCGGUCUCAAGAACUUUGAUUUGGUGUUCGUUUUCAAAGACUUUUCACGACCGCCAUUCCACGUCAAUACGAUCCCGGUCGAGUCUCUGGAGGACGUGAAAGAGUUCCUGGACUCAUCAGACAUUGCCUUUUCCGAGGGUCCCCUGAACCUGAACUGGCAGACGAUUAUGAAGACGGUGACCGCGGAUACGCACCAGUUCUUUGCGGACGGUGGGUGGGCUGUGCUGCAAAUUGAUUCGGACGAUGAAGAAGGCGGUUCCGAUGACGAUGAGGAAAGCGCCUUCGAGAUUGAUGACAGCGAGCUCGAGGGCGAGUCCGAGUCGAGCGAAGAAGACUCCGAGUACGAUUCAAAUGCGUCAGCCGAAGCAAGCGAUGAAGACGUCAGUGACGAGGAGGAGGGCGAGGACUGGGACGAGCUGGAGCGCAAGGCGGCGAAGCGAGAUCGCGAGACUGCUCAUCAAGACGAGGAUCGCGGAGGGAAAAAGCAGAAGCGGCGCUAA
Grosmannia clavigera kw1407 is the source of this 3102-nucleotide messenger RNA. Its product is annotated as transcription elongation complex subunit. NCBI's taxonomy places the organism in Eukaryota, Fungi, Ascomycota, Sordariomycetes, Ophiostomatales, Ophiostomataceae. Bases 1 to 3102 code for a protein of 1033 amino acids. Gene Ontology annotation, molecular function: nucleosome binding. Gene Ontology annotation, biological process: positive regulation of transcription elongation by RNA polymerase II; transcription elongation by RNA polymerase II. The record is from RefSeq and is a predicted model, not a curated record. The transcript has 5 exons. Gene Ontology annotation, cellular component: FACT complex.